AUGUUGUUGUUGUGCGGCUAUGCCAACGGCCAUCGUCGCCUGAGGACCGGGAGCUCAAAGACUACUCGACAUCCGCAGUGGUUGCCUGAACCUGGUUGGUUUUUAGACAAGGUCCGAUCUGUUGGGUUGGAGCCAGAACUUCGCAAAGUUUCCGGAGUUGACGCCCGGAAUGCUCUCGAUGUCGUAGCUGCAGAUGUAAAAGCGCUCAUAGUUUUAGCUCCUGGCGUUUGCGACAAGGGACGUCUGACUCCUUGGAAUCAAGAAGCGGAGCUCCUGUGGCAGUACUACAAGUGUCCUCGUUCCAGCUUCAGUGUCAAAGCUGUUUCGAUGUAUGCGUUCGAACAACCAUCAACAAUCGCAUCAGUCCGUGGGUGUUCUGGAAAUGUUGCUAUCAAGCACAUGGUUUUCCAGACCAAUACAGCUGUUGUGAGCCGUGGCACAGUUCUGAUUUCCAAACCAGCUGGUGCACGAACGACCUUGGAAGAAUGCUGUCGCAAACAUGGUUUGGAUGCCCUUGUGGACAAUUUAGACGAUGUGCCUGUCAUGUGGGUCCCAGAGGUGGUUCUGCAAUUGAUGUUGGUGCAAAAAUGGUCCACAUUGCUGCUCAACGUGCGAAAUCAUCAUCUGCAGAAGGGUUUAGAUAAAACGUUGGCAUGGAUGCAAGCUGCUCUGAAUUUCCCAUCGCAAGCGGAUUUGCAGCAGUUGAAGCAGCAGAACAGGGACUCUCCUGCGCAGCCGACACGCUGUCUGGAAGCUCAGGAUGCGAUGUUUUUGCUACAUAUGUUGCGUUCUCAAGCAGACACGCUCCUCAGCGAAUGCGCUGAGUUCGAAGAAGAUGAUGUACGCCUGCAGCUGGAGAAUGCAGCUGAGGGUUUAGAGCUUUUGAUUUUGUCCUGUCAUGAAGCAGGACAAGGGCAAACUGCCGCCAAUAUCCCGAAACCAGUCUUGCUGCUUACGAAUGCCAUCCGCUUUUCCCGCUAUGUGAGGAACCGCAGCAAGAUGAAUGGGGCUUUUUCUUCGAUGAUCGAGGUGUUUGUAAGGCUGGAUGCAGCCUUUGCAAUGCUUCAGCGAGAUGAUCUGGAGUCUGGUCUUGGGCCACUUUUUUGUUGGGCUGACUCGUCGCCCCAGCUCGGAGCGGAUUGGCUGCUUUCGAUUUACGAUUUCAUUUUUGCAGACCAAGUUGUACGCUGUUGGGAGGCUGCGAACCUGUUGUCGACAUCAGUGAACAGAUUCAAGCUGCUUUGUGACGGCGAAGAUGGAGAGUCGCUGGAGUCGGUGGAAGGCAUGCAAAGCAUUGUGCAGGAGCGCGUUGAUGCUACAGUUCUUUUGUCCAAGCAGGUGCGCAGGCAUCGCCAGAUGCCGAUGGCCUUGGGUUCCUCGGCGUCGACGCUGGAACACAAAACCAAGGCUUUGGCCAUGAAAUUUGCCCACGAAGCAAGGAGUUUGAGCAGCUUGGAACAGAUCGCAAGCCGUGUGUACUCUUUGACAGUUGAUCUGGGGACUGAGGCCGGCGUGUCAGAUGCUGCGGGCAGCAUCUGCGACUACUUGCCUUCGUGGGUGCAAGUGGAUCGUUUGCUCCCUGAUGCUGGGCUCGAUCCUGGAAUCUUGGAGGACACGCCGACGCAUGCAUUCAUGAAUGCCUUUUUGUGCGCUGGUCUUGAUCACAUCUCAAACAACUUGCAGAGUGACAUGGACGCAAAGCUGCGAAAUUGGAGCACGUGGCUGCGAGGCUUCAAAGCCCUAGCUCACUUGUUAUCUCACAGGUAUCUGUUGAAGCGGCUGGUUGCGAGAUGUAUUUCUGGGGGACCGUUUGCAGCACUUGCACGAUGUUUCGAGACAGCAGUGCCCAGCGUCGCGAAGUGGAGAUGGGGAACCAUCGUGAAGGCAUUGCCGCCGAUACUCGCCCUUGUCAGGCCGUUACGAAUCGUAUGGGAUGCGUCAAAGUAUCGUGGAAGGGCCAGUUUGGAGGCCCAGGCUGCAGAAGAAGAACCUGGAGCAGAGAAUCGGGAGGCGCAAGACGAGUUGGACGCAGACGUUGUGACGGAGACAUUGAAAAGUCCACUUUGGCUUCCUUAUGCUCACAUGCUUCUUCAGCUCCACAAAGAGUGGCUUCUGUCCUCUGAGGAUGACAACUUGGAUGGUUCCGGACAAAGCAAGCAUGCCCAGGCGGUCGCUGCUUUCUUGUCCGAGCUGGGGUUGCCGAAAGAUUCCGAUGGGCCGAAAUGUGUGUGCCCACUUGCGGGCAAGCGUGCGCAUGAGUUGGCAACAGGCGUGCUGCAGGAGCGACUUCGGAGUUUUUGCGAGAAGGUGCGCCCUGAAGUCAUCAUACAGGCAGCUCCACUUGAUGCUGCAGACAAGGACAAAGUGAUUCAGGACUUUGAGCAUGGUCUAAGCCAUAUCGACAUGACAGUUGAGUUGAAACUUGGACAAUGGGACGAUUUUCCUUGGAAGCUGUGUUCCUUGGCCGUGCCAUGUGCAAAUCAGAGGCGACAAGCAGCUGCAACCAUUCUGGAAGCCUUCGAAAAGCUUCCCCAAGAACAGCAUUACCAUCAUCGAAUUACUUGGCGUUUCCUGGCACCAGGCAGUGAACUUGAACAGCAGCUACGGCGUUUGGCUGAUGAUGCGAAUGUUUCGCUGAAAGACUUACCGCAGCUUCAAUACGAAAUUGCUUGUUUGAGGUUCAUACCUGUGGUUGAGCGUGUGGUGGAAGCUGAGCACAGCCUGGUUCAUCGGCACGGUGGCUACCGCAAGGUUACUGGUGCUUAUAUCUCAUGUGCAGAACGCUUGCAAGAAAUCGAUAAGUGCAUGCAAGAUGAGCAGAAGAAGCAGCAAUUGCUUGCUGCUUUUGAGAAAACCCGUAAAGUGAGAAGACUUGCGAAACUUUUCCGAUUCGCAAAGCACCCACAAUGGCUCGAGAUGGUGUCGAAGCCGAAGAAACAGCAGAGGGGUUUGGAUAAAAUGGCCAAUGCCAUCAUGUACGGGAAUGACACCACCAUGUUGUAUUUGGACCUCUCCGCGCCGCAACGAAACAAUCGCGACUCGCGCUUAAUCGAAAGCAGUUUUUUUUUCUGUUUUCGGUCGGCUCAAGUCCAGUAA
This is a messenger RNA of Symbiodinium sp. CCMP2592, 3096 nucleotides long. Lineage: Eukaryota; Dinophyceae; Suessiales; Symbiodiniaceae. The record is from the annotation of a GenBank genome assembly.